This is a messenger RNA of Desarmillaria tabescens, 628 nucleotides long. RefSeq lists its product as uncharacterized. Lineage: Eukaryota; Fungi; Basidiomycota; Agaricomycetes; Agaricales; Physalacriaceae. The transcript has 2 exons. The record is from RefSeq and is a predicted model, not a curated record. Bases 82 to 477 code for a protein of 131 amino acids.
UCCUCUCGGCGAGAAAGAGUCCUACUCGCGGAUGAUAGAGGAGGAUUAGCUUUUCUUCAGCUUCACUUCUCGAAGCGUUGAAUGACUGGUCCCCAUUCGUCUAUGCAUCGGCCACCUCGCAGAUUUUUUGGCGUCUACCACUACUUUGGUAUUCCGCGAGCGUUUUGUCUCUAUCAAAGCUAUUCGCUGCUGUCAAUUUAUACUUAUGCUACCUUGCUUGCUGUGUCGUUCCAUGGUGUAUAUCUGCCCUUCUUACUCCAUGGCACGAUGGCACAUCGGGAUCAUGCGGCUCAAAGGCCUUGUUCGAUCCUAGCUCGUGCCAUGAUGGCCGUUACGACAUACCUGAAAUUUGUUCUUUUUCUAGUUGUCCUGCUUAUCGUACUGGGACUUGUCGCUUGGAUUCUAGUAUCCCCGCAAUCCCUCUUAGCUCCGUUGGUAGAGUGCUCCAUGCUGAGAUCAGUCUUUCAAGUCGACUAGGGAGAAUCGGUAAUAAAGGAUGCCACUUUGGGCCCACAAAAGUCCUGAUGUGGUCCAAGCGACUUGACUCCGAGAAGGCGCAUUUCUGGUUCGAUCCCAGCUAAUGUCAUGGACAUAACACGUAGACGUUUUCUUCUUGGGAAUGGUCAUA